This is a messenger RNA of Guyanagaster necrorhizus, 497 nucleotides long. RefSeq lists its product as uncharacterized. The record is from RefSeq and is a predicted model, not a curated record. NCBI's taxonomy places the organism in Eukaryota, Fungi, Basidiomycota, Agaricomycetes, Agaricales, Physalacriaceae. The transcript has 2 exons. Bases 59 to 226 code for a protein of 55 amino acids.
GGCCGGAGAUCAACAUUGGGUGAGCAUCAAUAUCAAUGCUUUAUCACUCUUUACUACCAUGAUCGAAGUGGCGCCUCCUGAUUCUUAUGCUUCAAGCAUUGACACUGGCACCAGCGACUCACAAGCAAGCCAAUAUACGUUAUCAAUGACGCUUGUGCCCAACGAGAAGAAAAUCAUCGGGGAUGAAGGCACCCUCAUUGAAAUACCUCCGCCUAGCUUGAAAUAGGUAUCUCUUCGCCAUGUAGGCUUACUGUAAAGAACAUGAAGAUUUCGACCUAUCCAUAUCGUCCUUCAAGGGACCUAGGAUAUAAAUACGAAGCUGGAAGAUACUAUCAGGUGAGUCUUGCCAGGCCGUGCUUUGCCAUAGCUUAAAUUUGAAUAGGACAUGCUGCGACGGUGGAACUUUGGUAUCAGGAAGUCUUCCAAGCCGCUCGUGUCGACUUGGGAGGAACCAAAAGAUUUGUCACGACGGUCAUCAGUGCGAACAUGGUGUCCAG